AUGGUAAUACACUCCCGAAAACAGAACAAAUUCUUAUACGUGAGCGGAGACGGUAGAGUUUUCACCUUGGGAGAGGUUUCUAAACACAGUAGUAACCAAGACUGUUGGAUCGUCAUCGACGGCAAAGUGGUCUAUGAUGUGACAAAGUUCUUGGACGACCAUCCUGGUGGUGACGAUGUCAUCUUGACUUCUACAGGGAAAGAUGCUACGGAUGAUUUUGAGGAUGUGGGACACAGUACCACUGCUAAAGCCAUGCUAGAUGAGUACUAUGUUGGUGAUAUUGCCUCCUCCACUGUCCCGACCAAAACCACGUUUGUUCCUCCUCCUCCAAACCAGAAACAGUCUAGCCAGACACAGAGCUCGGAACUUGUCAUUAAGACACUUCAGUUCCUUGUUCCUCUUCUCAUUUUAGGAUUGGCUCUUGGUAUCCAUUCUUACACCAAGACUCCUUGA
This is a messenger RNA of Eruca vesicaria subsp. sativa (arugula), 453 nucleotides long. The record is from the annotation of a GenBank genome assembly. Lineage: Eukaryota; Viridiplantae; Streptophyta; Magnoliopsida; Brassicales; Brassicaceae.